CUGAGAAAAGUGAAGAGCAGUAGAAGACAAAAACUGGUGGACAAAACACCUUGCUAUUUCAUUCAUAUUAGUUUUCGAACGAGGCUGCAGCCUGCUGAAUGUUGUCUGCUCCCUGGCCGCGCAUGCACAGAAGACGCACCUAAACAUUGUUUCACUAUUCAUGCCACACUUGUUUCGUGACAGCGAUCCUGUUCUCACAGGCUAAUCAACGUGCCUCAUUCCUGGAAUUAUCUGUCAAGGACUCAAAGCUGCUGGUGGUGGAGGUGCGGCCCAUAAGAUGUCUCCUGGACACUCCCUCGGGCCCCACCUACACUGAUAAAUGGAUGGAACACUCACAUUGGAAGGAGCUUCAUCAUCAUCUGUUGGAGGUGGUGGAGGAGUAUGAGGAGCAGAGGGCUGCCCUGAAUGUGGAAUGCAACAAGCCAAAAUGCAAGAGUGGCAGAACACUACAAAUUGGGUACAUGUUCCGUCCUCUUCCACAAUGCUGGUGCUCCCUCUACUUCCUUACUCCAAGAAAUCUGAACACCUGGACAGAUGAUGGGAAUGGCAGCGGAGACCUACAAGAUAAAGGGGGACGUUAUGAGGACUUGGUGGCUUGUGGAGAGAUGCUGGUGGUCAGUGUGACUCUUAGUGAUCUGGCUGGUAGCUCCUCUCAAUCAGCUUUUAGUCAGAACUCAAGUAAAAGUCAUCAGCAGGCAAGUACCACCAACAAGCUGAUGAAGGCCCUGGGCAGCAAGAUGGAAAACACUAUCUCGGACUAUUUCAAAACUCCUGAGGGUAGUGAUUCCUGUGUGCCAUUCAGGGACACCCAGUCGUCCAAGAGAAUCUUGUCAAGUGGACCUAGGGAGGGAAUGUCUUCCGCUGGGGUAAAGACCUUAGGAAGACUUGAGAAGGAAAAUGAAAGUGGCAUAGUUGGUGAGAGUGUGGCUGACAACUGGCUUCACACUGCUGUAAAUGCACCAAAACCUUUGUGUCUUACUGAGGGUGAUUGCAAUCCUCAGGAAGAGAGGAUUAAGAAGAAUGAUGAUCAGCUUCAGCAUAGAAUUAAAGUAAAGAAACUACAGUUACCAAAGAAAACUAUGAAAGCUUUUACAAACUUGAAACAAACUUCAUUGUUGGAUUUUAAAUCUUGUACAGGUUUGUCAUGCUCAGAAUCAGAGUUAAGAAAUGUUUGUUCGCCUGCAGUAGCAAAUGUGAGUGAUAAAAAAGUAAAUGUUCAUGGAAACUUGAAUAAAAAUUCCAAAACAUCAGAGGCUGAUAGUGUUCAGAAAACAAAGGAAGAUUUCAGGAAUUCACCACACAAAAAUUUGCUACUUGUGCUGGAUGUGACUGGCAAAUACAACAGUGACUUGCAAGUGAAGGCAGAAGUUGACUCAGAAUCAGAGAAUCAUGAUGAAUUCAGGUCUUAUGAGGGUAGUGUUACAAGAGACUUCCUUGUAGAGAGUGAUGGUCAGCAGGUGAAUGUUGAAUGUGGGGCACAAAACAUGAAUGGGUUGGAUUGCAGUCAAGUGUUUGUCUCUGGUGAAGAGAACAGAUUGCACAAUGUCUUGUACAGUGCCAGUGUGUCUCAGAGGAAAGAAGUUGAUGAUGUAGGAGGCAAUGUCUCCCCACAGAUAGAUCUUUUUGGUUCCUUAGCCAUACCAGACAUUGCUGGGAAGGUAAAAGAGAACACAGUAGGAAAAGCUAAUGAUUGUGAACAAUACAUGCUUGUAGAUGGAUUAUCAUAUGUCCCCUUAAUGUCAAGAGGCAGUUCAAGAAAUGCAUCAGAAGCACUAUCAUGUAAUUCUGACAUGUUACCAAGCAUUGUAUGGCAAGAAAACAUUGACACAGACUCAUGUUUCAGUGGGUUCAGUAUGUGUAAAGUAGAAAUGAAUGCUGGAGAUGAAUCUUUCCAUGGAAGUAAUAGGGAAUAUGAACAGCAGAAUUAUAGAAAAAGAGAGAUUAUAAGGUGUUCAUCAAAUUCUGAAAACGCUGCUGAAAAUAGUCAGUAUUCCUCAGAGAGAGCAGAUGAGCCAUUUUUGCAUAAGAGGAUUAAAGAAGAGCUUGUAGAAUCAGAGCACAAUUCACAUGCAUAUUCACAUUCAUCUAUGGAAAAUGAAGAUAAUGUGCAGAAGAGAAUACAUCAAAAUCAGGAUAGAGAGAUGUGCUCUGGCAAAGAAGAACAUGAUGAAAAUGAGGAGCCACAGGAAGACUGGGAAAUAUUUUAUGCAGUUAGAAAGAUACCUGUGGAGGUCUCAUCACAAAAAAAGUUAAUAUCACCAGUGAAUAACCAUGAAAAGUCUGUGCGCACAAAGACCGCAGAGGGUGACACUGCAAGUCUGUUCAUUUCUUCCAACCGUGCAGACAUUCAAUCUAGCAAGUCAGGAGAGGGACCAUCAGAAGUGUCAAAAUGUGAUGAAUCUGCUAAUUGUGUAAAAAGGCCUGAGGAGACUCGUCCAUCAAGGGUAACUGUGAAAUACACCAAAUCCUGCCGGCAGGUCACUCAAAAACACAGUGAUUUGAAAGCAUCAGUUCCAGGGUGUCAAAACUCUUGUCAGCUUGGAAAGAAGCAUAGCAGAGAAAAGGUAAAGGUGAAAAAUUAUAGGAAUAUGAAUUCAGAAACAAGCCCUGAGUUAAGAUGUCUUUCAACAGGCAUUGAAUAUCCAUCACGAACAGAAGAAUCAUUACAUUCAGCCAGAGACACUGCAAUGGAAGGAAAUGAAAAAAUUCACCCCACAGAAAUUCUCCUUCAGGCUGAGGAGAGGAGUAAUAGGCCGACAAGUCCUGAAAUAGAACAUAUUCCAUCUAGCAUGAAAUAUCUAUCAGGAGCAAAGAAAUCAUGUUCAGCUGAAGAUUCUGUGAUAGCAAGAAAUGAAGAAGCUCAAUGUACACAAGUGUUUGAAAGUGAAAAUUCAUUCUCGUCUGAGGAAAGGACAGAGUACAUGGUUGAAAGACAGGUGGCAAGUGAUCUAUUCUCCUAUAAGCAUCAUUUGGAUGUGAAAGACACAUUUGAGUAUUGGUGUAGGUCUCAGAAUGCCAGUAUUUCACCACAAUGGUCACCCAAUGGAAACUCACAGGAGAAUAGAAAUGCAGAGUUUUCAUUUGUAAGUGAAGAAGGCUUGAUUACAGAUGAAUGUCUGUCCCCAAGCCAUAUGUGCGAUCAUUCUCCAGUAUUGAGGGAGGAACCUGUACAAUACAGUGCACUUCAUGUUAAUGAAGAAGAACCUUUGCUGCUUGCUUCCCAAAAAAGUCCAGAGAAAAAUAAUUUAGUGGGUGUUUUGAGAAGCAUGAAAUUUCUUAAUAAUAGACACAGGGAAGGUUAUGGAGGAUCGACCUCUGAGAGUGAAUGGUGUGAGGGAAGACAAGCUGAAGUGAUACAGGAAAAGAAAAAGAAUUUAGUUAAAAGAUGUCUUUAUGCAACACCAGAGUUUUCAGAAACACAGACCAAUGUCCUUUCUUCUGCAUCAGAUGAGAAAAACAAUGAAUUUGAAAAGAGGAAUUCAUAUUUCAGAACAGGCAAAGAAUCAUUUACUGACUCUUUGGCAGCACAUCAUAAUUCACUAUGUUUCAGCUCAGGCUCAGCUGUAGAGGAUAGCUUGAAGCAGGAGAAUCACAGGCGUGAAUCACGAGCAGGCUGCUCCACUCCACAACAGCAUCAGACAUGUACAAAGACACAGAAAGAUGUUCACAAAGCUGCUGGUAUGUAUGAUAAAGAAAAAGGCACCAGCAAAGUAGGAAAGAAGAAGAAAGAGCAGUCAAAUAUUUCAUCUUUCUUUAACAGGAACAAGAAAGUUCAAUCCAAAAGAGUAUAUAAGGUUAAUUCUUGUCCUGCUAGUUUGUGUGGUGAGAGCAGUCAAGGAGUGCAAGCCCAAAAAACAAUGGCACAGUUUUCACAGGAUGCUGUUGGAUGUGAAGUAAGAUUGGAUGCCUUAGAUGAAGAAUAUAUCCCAGAAAAAGUCUUGCCUAAAGGAAUGAAGGGAGUCAGUAGGGAAUUCUCCUCCCCUAAUGUUCGAACAAAUGAAAUUUAUCUUUUUAAAGCAAAUGACCAAUUGCUCUUGACUAAGAAAGCCAAAAUACUUGCAAGGGAUUCAGAGGAGUCAGAUCAUUCUGUAGAUCACAUGGAGGAAAAUUUGGCUGAAUCUUUCAGAGAAUAUACUGGCUGUGUGUCAUCUAAAAUCAGGCAUGUGUCAAAUUGUUUGUCUGCAGAGGACUUACAGUCUAAGUCAUUGGAGAGUGAGCAAGUAAAGAACCUAAGGAGGAGUACAAGAAUAAAGAGAAAAGUUCCUUUAUUGAGUAAUCAGUACUCUGACAUAAAUAAUGAGGAUGUUUCAGAGUCAGAGUGUUCCAGUGAAGUUGAGGAUUCUUCACCACAACCCAAGAAAUUGAAAGAAAAUGCUCACAAAUUUGCAGCAAAGGACAAAGAAAGAAAAGGUACCCUAAAGCAGAAAAAAAUGGUGAAAUAUUUGAAAGAAAAGAGCCCUGUAAAAAAAAGGAGUGAAGCAGUACAGUGUAAGAAUCCCUACAAGGAAAGCAGCAGGGAGAUAGAUGAAAACAAAGGUCAAGAUGAUACCAGUAAGCCACAUUUGCUUAUCAAGAAAAAAGUUCAGCAACGUGCUCAUAAGACCCAGGAAGUGGUCUCAAAACCAUCCACUAGCAAACAUUUCAAAGCAUCCUGCAGUAAACAAGAAGAGGUCAGCAAGACUCAAGGCAUGAAGAAAAACUCUGACUUAAAUUACUAUAAUGAACUAUGGAAUUUCUCCCUUGGUGAAGAGGGUGGCAAGAAGUACAAGCAAAUGGGCAAUACCAUAAAACAGAAAAGUAAAAAAUCCUCACCUAAGAAGGAUCAGAGGGCCACCUCCUCAGGAAAUCACACCAAGGAGAAACAAAAGGGAAAAGACACAAGGGAAAGAAACUCAAAAUCUGACAUGGAAAACUGUGCUCCAGAUCACAUUGAUGAUGACUUUUAUUGGAAGAUUCAGGCUGAGGUGGAACAGCUGAAUGCCAUUGUCUUGAAAGAUGUAGAUGACUUGCCAGUGGUGUCCAAAACAAACAGCAGCAGCAAGAUGAGAAAUGGAAGGAAGUCUCGUGAGGAAGAGUGUCAGGUCACGAAUGUGGUGGAAGGCUCAACACGCAGCUUGGACUCUCUGAGGAACAGCUAUAGGCAGCUGCAAAAUAUGACCAAUAGUGACUUGGAACAGCGGCUGGAAGAUAACAUACCUUACUUGGAGGAUGUGAUUCGGGGAAAUGUGCCUAACGAGAGACAUCAGUGGUUCAAACAAUGUAAUCCUGAGUUGAUGCUGCAGCAGGACUACCUCAUCUAUGGUCCUUUCACCUCUGAUCAGUCACUCUUUGUGCUGGAACUUCUCAAGAAGAAACUUAGUCAUAUGGACAACUUCAUUGGCAAUUCCUAUGAGCUGCCUAUCUACCGGUGCCGUGUCCUGGUGCCGACCUUCUUUACAAAAAUUGUCAUGGACAAUGAAAACGUCACCUUGAAUGAGGCUUACAAACUCAUGACCAAGUUCAGUCUCAACCAGGACAUUGCAGUUGAUCUUCAGCACUCUGACUCAAGAAAGUUUUAAAUUUAGAACCUUGAUAACUAUUGUAUAACUCCUUAGUUUUAAUUAAACAUUUGAGAAGCAAGAAUGUGAUGCAGGAUGUGGCAUGAACUAAGGUGUGUCUGUUAUAGUAUCUAUUAUGGUCACUUAUUUGGAGAAUGAAUUGUUUAUGAUUUGUACAAGAUAGUUUUAUUUUGACAUAUUAGAUCUUUGACUACUAGAUAUCUUUCCUAAUGGAGGUUUGGUAGCUGUCUUUCUAUUUAUUAUGUAUUUUGCUAGAAUUAUAAAAGACAGAUUCAUUGUUUUUAUGGAUUUGCCUUUGUUUCUGUUUGUUGUCAUGUCGCUUAAUCUUUUCACUGCCUGACAAUAUUUUUCCUAUAAUCACCUACAACUUUUCAGACAGUUUUGUAUCCUAGUCUCUUAAAUAGUUCUUAAGGUUGCAAAGACAAAAUUGAUCUACUUUCUCUUAUUUUGUGCAUCUAUGCAAGCUCUUUUUUUUUUUUCUUUUUUUUUAUGAUGCUCUGAAUGUAACCAAAAGAUGACUGUAGCAGCAAAAAAAUUAAGAGCAUCAUUGAGGAGAGGUCAAUAUCUAUCUCUGUGUUUAUAUCAAGCAUCUGCUCCUAAGCACUUCCACAAGGUCAUGGCAGUGACAAGAAUCUAUUUCUCUUCUGUCAUCAAAUCCUUCUCAUUAACCUUUCAUCUUGCAUGCACUCCAGCAUUCUGUUUUGUUUCACUGGACAUCAUCCUCUUGCAUUUCCUUCAUGUAUCAUAUUAUUUUAAUCCUAUAAGUCUACUAUUCUUUUUCAGUUCACUUGACUUCCUCACCCAUUCCAGAUUUCAUUCCUUCACCUUUACUUAACAUACCAAAUCUACCAAUUCUCCUAUAUACAUUUUCAGUACUUUCACCACAGGCAUUUCUCAAGUAACUCACUUCCACCACUACCUUUGUUUGAGGUGCCAGCUGAUGACUCUGCCCUGUGCAUAUAUAUAACAGAAUUGGAGGAAACAUUGCCCUCACUGGUGCUUUGCACCUUUACUUAAUGUCUAGGUUUUCACCUGAGAAAGACAUCCGAGGAUAUAAUUCUGAUCAUUCUUGGGUCAUAGGUUUGUAAAUAGCUUGUGCACACACACACACACACACACACACACACACACACACACACACACACACACACACACACACACACACACACACACACACACACACACACACACACACACACACACACACACACACACACAUUUAGAUAUUGAUUAAGUGCUCAUUUAAAAUCUCUCAGUCAGAACUAAAUUUCUGAUCCAGUUCCUUACUUAUAAUAUCCCUAAUAUACUUACUAUUUUUAUCAUAGUGAGCAGUACAUAUUUUUAUUUUAUUUUUUUUAUUAGCAAUACACAUUCAUCUGUGUAGAUACCAACUCAUUUUCUUUUAUCAUUCUAUUGAUUACUCCUUCUAGCCUUAUUUUUUUCUCUGUACUGCACACCUCUCCACCCUUCCUACCAUGCACAGUGUGGUGAAAGUUUGUUAGAUAAGUGAUUAGCAAAACAUGGUGUUGUGUGUGGGAUUCUGGUUGUGAUUUGGUGGAAUUGGGAUUGAGGAACUUAAGAACAUGAGGGAAGCUGCAAGAACCAAGUAAUUCUACACAUGGCAGUCCCUAUAUAAUACAGGUCCUCCUUGACAUACAACUGGGUUACGUUCCGGAAAGUGCAAUUGUAAAGAGAAAGAUCGUAUAGCAAAGUUAAGAUCAAAUGGAAAAAAUAGGGAUGCGUUCCAAGACCUGUAUGUAUGUGCUCUAAUGGCCCGUAAAUCCCACAAAAAACAUGGAAUAUUGUAUUGUAUGUAAAUACAGCUAUUGCCUAAAGUAAUAAAACACAUGUUACUUUAAUAAAAUAAACACAAGAAUAAAACAAUAAAAUAAAGAUUAAUACUUUUCCUUAAUCUCUUGGCCUUGGUAUGGCAAUCAGUGGAGGCUGCAGGGCAUUUGGCAUACAUAAUUGAUGAUAUAAAUUCACUGAUGUUGUAUAUCACUGGUAAAAUUAUAGGAAGUAGUACAGUUACAGUAAUCCUGGGCACUUCCACGCACAACACAGCUAGCGAAAACAUCAGUGAGCACAGGAAACAUUGGUUGUUGUAGCGUCACGGGGCUAUGAUCAUUCACCCAAACAAAUGCCUCUAUACUUGCAUGUAGAGCUUGGGUGAUCGUAAAAAUUAAGCAUAACCGAUCGUAUAGCACUCAAGGGGUAGUAAAGAAUGAUCAUAAAAACGAAUUAUCAUAAAACAGUGAAUUGAAUAACAGAGAGAACCUGUACAUGAUUCUGUGGUAUUUCAUGGUAGGAAUUGAAAUGUUUUCUACUGUUAUGUUAUAUUAUGUGGUUACUGACUUGAAUAUUGCAAUACAUGUAAUGAAGUACACUUUAGGAUGUGGAGCUCUUGCAGGUGCAGAUCUUUGGACUGGCCUACUUGAUCCCAUCCAGAUUUGAUCCCUCUUAAAUCUGAACAUACUUAAACCUGUCCCCAUCUAAAUCUAAUCUCACUUACAUCAGGCACCAGCUAAAUCUUCCACACCAAAUUCUGCCACCAUUCAAAUCUGACUCCAUCUAAAUCUGAUUCCAACCAAAUCUUUCCCCACCCGAAUCUGCUGCUGCAUUUAGGAGAAUUACACUAAAACUUGGAAAGCUUGAAGUGCUCGGUGACAGCAACUAUUACUUUGUAUGUAUGGUCAUGCUAAGCCUCUGUGGUCAGAGUGCCAUAAAACGGGUGUUGCAUGUUCUUGGCACACUGUAUACCAAUCCUCAUAUACAGUAUACCUAGACCCCCAUGUACAUACAGUUGGAAACUAAGUAAGCUUCUGUAUUCACUUCUACUGUGUUUGCAUUUCCCCUCCUCCUGGAGUCUGUGAUCUAGCUUGAAUCCACUGGUUGUUAAACUAAGUUAAUUGCCAGUGGAUAAGAGGGCUUAAGAUGGGGGGAAAAUGCUAAACCUGGUGGAACAGAUAAUGAGCUGUUACCAGACUUUUAAUUGUGACUAUAUAGAGAUAUUUAUAAGUGAGUUAAAAUACGUGCUUAAGGUGAAAUGCUACAGAUGUGACGUAAUGAAAAAUUACCAUUCCUAGAAUGGACUAUGAUGAAAAACAGUUAUGGCAAUAGAAUUUAUAUUUUUGAUAUGCAUUUUUUGGUUUAUUCUGGGAUUACAAACAUUUUUGGCUGUAUGUGUAUAAAUAUGAUAUUUUAUAAAAAGAUAUAAUGAUGGUAUUUUUAUGUACUUCAAAAAUAUGAUGUAUUGCAAUAAAUGGCUGAUGAUGCAUUGUGUCUAAAACAGAAAUAUGAUGUAUUGCAAUAAAUGGUUGACGAUG
Molecule: messenger RNA, 8884 nt
Organism: Scylla paramamosain (green mud crab)
Lineage: Eukaryota; Metazoa; Arthropoda; Malacostraca; Decapoda; Portunidae
Exons: 9
Coding region: 324-5558 (1744 amino acids)
Source: RefSeq, a predicted model, not a curated record